AUGGUUAAUGCAAAGACAUUAUUCGAGAAUGCGCAAGGAAGCAGAUACAAGUGUACAACAGUGAAUUCAUUGUAUAACAGUUGUAAUAUUCAUGCUUUAAUUAGUGAAUAUAUUGUCAUCUACACCGCCAAUUGAUUUCAUAUUUACUUUCUUUUCCAUUUUUGUUUGUUCCUUGUUUAAUAUUGUAAUUGACAGAUCCAGAGGGAACAAUAAGAAGAAUUGUCUCUCAUAAAUCUAUUUUAUGAAGUAUUUAUUUACGCGUACGUAAUACACGUAUAUGAUAUAAAAGACCUUGUGCGCUAAGGGUUGUUUUAGAGGAUUACACAUUUGCUAAUUGAUUCAUCGCUAUCCUAUUACAAUGGUUCAAUUACGGCGUCAGAUUUUGUUCUGUGGAAGCAUUUUGAAUCAAUUUCAAAUUAAUACCAAAAGGAAUUCAUCAUCUUUACAAAUUAGAGAUAGAAAAGCAGUACAAUCAGAACGUUCUUUUAAGUAUGCAGAUCUAACAGUCCGUCUUGCAGGACCAGACCAAUUGCAACCAAAACCAGAUGUCAGUGCUUUAGCAUUUGGCAAAUAUUUUACAGAUCAUAUGUUAAAAAUAUUUUAUUAUGAAGCAUUAGGAGGAUGGCAAAUACCAGAAAUUACUCCUUUUGAAAAUUUAGUCCUUCAUCCAGCAUCGAAAGUUCUUCACUAUGCUAUAGAAUUAUUUGAAGGUUUAAAGGCUUACAGAGGAAUAGAUGGAAAAAUUAGAAUAUUUAGACCAGAACUAAACAUGGAACGAAUGAACAAUUCAGCAAUGAGAGCUGGUUUACCUACAUUUAUUGGAGAAGAAUUAAUUAAAUGUUGCUGUAGAUUAAUUAGUAUUGAUCAAGAAUGGGUACCUCAUUCUACUGCUUCUAGUCUCUAUAUACGUCCAACAUUCAUAGGAAUAGAUCCUGCACUUGGCGUAGCAUCUUCAAAAUCUGCUUUGCUCUAUGUUAUUGCGUCACCUGUGGGUUCUUAUUUUAAAAAAACGAACGAAAACGUUGGUAUUUCUUUAUUAGCUGAUCCUCAAUAUACAAGAGCAUGGCCAGGUGGUUGUGGUAACUAUAAAAUGGGUAGCAAUUAUGGGCCUACUAUACAUGUACAAAAAGAAGCUAUAGAGAAGGGCUUGCAACAAGUUCUAUGGCUUUAUGGGGAAGAUAAUGAAGUAACUGAGGUUGGAACUAUGAAUAUCUUCAUGUUCUUUAUAAAUGAUGAUGGUGAAAAAGAAUUAAUAACACCACCCUUAACAAGUGGUUUAAUUCUUCCUGGAGUUACAAGAAAUUCUAUUUUAGCAUUAGCUACAGAAUGGAAUGAAUUUAAAGUUAGUGAAAGGAAAUUUUGUAUGGGCGAAGUUUGUCGAUUGCUUUCGGAAAACAGAUUGUUAGAAAUGUUCGGAGCAGGAACAGCAUGCACAGUUAAUCCUAUAUCUUACAUAGAAUAUGCUGGACGACCAUUGCAUAUACCAACAAUGAAACACUCUAAUCCCAUAUAUAAAAUAUUAUUAAAACAUUUAUCUGAUAUACAAUAUGGUGUUAUAUCAGACCACCCUUGGGCUAUACCUAUUGAAUGAAAAUAGAAUAAUUAAUUGGAGUAUUUAUUACACAAUGGUAAACACGAAUGAUUUUCAUGCAAUUUUUGAUUGCAAAUGAUAUUAACGUUAUUCAACAUGUCACAAUUUUGUUAAUUUUAUGUGGACGUGAAUUUUUAUUUAUUCGGACGCAAAGCUAAUCUUGUCUGAAGAGAUUUAAGAAAUGAAUACGUAUUGGAGAUUAAAAUCAAACUCAGGGAUUAAUUGUUUAUUACACAAGGUAAAACAAUUUUUUAAUACUGAGUUUUACAUUCAUAUAUGCGUGUAUGUGCAUAUGUGUUGAAUGACAAUUUGUGCAAUUUGUACACACAAAUAUGUGUGAAUUCCUGUAUAAAAAUAUAAACAUAUUAUAUUUUUUUUUUCAUUUACUAUCUUAUAUAAUUUUAGUAAUUCCUUUAUGGCCUAAAUUUAGUGUUCUAUCUGUGAUCAAGAAAGGGAACAAAAAAAAAAGAAUAUGUUACAAAGAGUUGUUUUUCUAUUCAAUAAACACAAGAUCCAAAUAUAAUUUUUAUACUUCUAUAUAAUCUGAAUCUAUAAA
Frieseomelitta varia is the source of this 2147-nucleotide messenger RNA. RefSeq names its product branched-chain-amino-acid aminotransferase, cytosolic (gene Bcat). Gene Ontology annotation, molecular function: branched-chain-amino-acid:2-oxoglutarate transaminase activity. The record is from RefSeq and is a predicted model, not a curated record. NCBI's taxonomy places the organism in Eukaryota, Metazoa, Arthropoda, Insecta, Hymenoptera, Apidae. The transcript is spliced from 7 exons. Gene Ontology annotation, cellular component: mitochondrion. The coding region runs from base 359 to 1591 and encodes 410 amino acids. Gene Ontology annotation, biological process: L-valine biosynthetic process; L-leucine biosynthetic process.